AAAAAUUGGUGUACAGUUUUGGGACAGGCUUGUGUAUUUUUUUCCUCGGCUUGUUUUCACUAGGAGUUGACAAAACAAAUGUGUGCCGCGGAGUCACGAGUCGGUGGGUCGCAGUUCAGGUGGAUCUAGAGGAUGGACACGGGGAAGAGAGUCCGGAGGAGUACACGAGGACUGCAAGAUCCGAUUUCACCGCUGCAUUUCACGAUCAGUAACAUCUAAACAUUUUCUCAGACUCGUAUGUCAACAGCGGUCAGUGAGUGUCUGAUUGCCGAGCUUGAUUUGUUACCUUGCUGCGAAGUUGCUGUCGCGCUAACGUUAAGUUACCUGUUUAUAUGAGUUUUACAUUGGCGCGACCACUUGUUGAAAUCUCACGAAACCAAGUUCAGUAUUGGGGGGAAUAAGAUUGAUUGAAUUGACCAUUCAAGUGGGCCGUUUGAAGAGUCGAAGGACUAUUGCCAUUUACAGUUCGUUUGUGAUAUUUUGAUUGUGUCAUAUCGCUCAUUAGCUGCUUAGCUGUCACGGCUGACUUUAUCCUGGAAGUUACCUGACCGAGCAAUAUCAAUCAAUUACACACAUUUAGACAGUUAUAUCACCAACUGUCUAUCUUAAUUCAUGAAUAAUGGUGGGCUCUUAAAUAUUUAUGCGGAAUAACAAAAAUAAAAAAAUAAUUGGAAUCGUUCUCGUCAGAAUCUAAAGUAACGUUAUUUAGCUCGCUAGCUAGAGUCGUUACUGAACUUGUUUCGUAAAUCCAAGUGAAAUAUUUAAGCUUUUCUGUUUGGCAUUGCACAGUAUUACACCUUUUUUCCUAUUUCCCCCAUGAUACAAAAUAAAAGCUGGUUUAAGUUAAUGAAUCCAAACGAAACUAAACUUGAAUAUUGAGCGAUGUCCAGUUUCCUGACAAACUUUUAGCAAAUUCGUUUAAUCGCCUUUAUACACUUAUUGGCGUAACGUUACAAGUUAUACCUAUAUAUAUACACAUCUUAUUUACUUUUCACUUAAGCUGAAUUAAGUCCGUUAAAUUGUUAAAAAUACGGUUUCAUCGCGUUUCCCAACUCAUUAAUGGUGGCAAAGCUCUUAUCAUUAAAGCAACCCCGUCAAACCUCUCUAAAGCAUCUGGGCUGUACCCUUACACGCAUUUAAGACAUGGAAGGACAACUUUAACACAUUUGACUUCUGUAUCGACAACAUUCAACCGUCAGUUCCCUGCGAAGUUGAUCUCGAAACUCUGCGGCCCAACCAUGUCUGGAUCCCCGGGCUCGAGUGGCUCCAACCCGCGGAAGUUCAGCGAGAAGAUCGCGCUGCACAACCAGAAACAGGCGGAGGAGACGCGGGCCUUUGAGCAGCUCAUGACAGACCUCACCGUCUCGAGGGUGCAGUUCCAGAAGGUCCAGCAGCUCCGUCUGUCACAGAACCGGGCACAGUACUACGGUGGCUCCCUGCCCAACGUCAACCAAAUAGGCAAUGCCAGCACUGAUUUCCAGGGGACUUUUCCCUCCGGGCUGGACUCUGUGCGAGGGACCAGACACCAUGGUCUGGUGGAGAGGGUCCAUCGAGACCGCAAUCGGAUCAACUCACCGCACCGCAGGCCCAUUGACAAACACGGGCGGCAGGCUGAGAGCUCUCCAUAUGGAACGAUGUACCUUUCUCCUCCCCCUGACAACAGCUGGAGAAGGGAGCAACCGCCAUGGACCGAAGAGAAACGACCCGGAUUUAGAUUAAUAUCACAGCUUAACAGAACAAACUCUGACUCAGCUCUGCACACCAGUGCCAUGAGCCCAAACCCACAGGAUCCUUUCAGCAAGAACCAGCAGAUGGGCAGAGGACCUCCUCAGCGAAACGCAAGCAUGAAUGAAGCAGAGGUGGACAAUACUGGAGACGUGUUCUCAUUUCCUGCUGUCCCUAAUGAGGAGAAUCUGCUUGGAGUGAAUAAGCCACUGCCCAAACAGUUAUGGGAGGCCAAAAAGGUGCAGUCUCUGUCCUCUCGGCCAAAGUCCUGUGAAGUGCCUGGAAUCAAUAUAUUCCCAUCUCCAGAGCAGAAUGCCGGUUUGUCUCACUACCAGGGCACGUUAAACACUGGCGGGUCUCUUCCUGACCUCAGUAACCUGCACUUCCCCUCUCCGCUGCCCACUCCGCUGGACCCCGACGAGGCUGGAUAUCCCAACCUGAGCGGAGGCAGCAGCACCGGCAACCUCCCCGCAGCCAUGAUGCAUCUGGGCAUCGGAAACUCACAAGGGCUGUCAUCCUCUCUAAGCAACCCUUCUAUCCAGGCGUCCCUCACCAACUCUCAGCUGCACUCGUCUCUUAGCAAUCCGUCAAUCCACACGUCUCUGCGUCUCUCCUCGCUGUCCAACCCUCCUCCGACAGGCAUGGCGAGUUCACCCAGGAGACGGCCGGCCCCCAUUAGUCCCCUGACACUCUCUCCAGGGGGCGAUCAGAGGCGAAGCCUGAGCAAGCAGCUCUCCCCGACAAUGUCGCCCUCUCUGUCCCCGAUCACACAGGGGGUUGCUUUGGACACCAGCAACUUGCCGAUGGAGCCUCCCCCUCCCUACCCCCUUUACCAGCAAACCCAGCAGCCCCUGCAGCAGCAGCAGCCUCCUCAGACCCAUCCGUCUAUGCAGCAGAGCUCCCAGCAUCCAGGGGUGCAGCAACGAGCAACAGGUGGCCAACAGCAGCAGCAACAGCACCAGCCCGUGUCCCCGCUGCAGAACGUCCCACUCGACUUUAAUUCCAGCGCUCACAACAGCUUGGGAGCAUUUUUCAACGAUCCCUUUAUGGAGCACCAGUUUUCUGGACGUCAGUCCAAGUGUUCGUCCUAUCAGCAGGAUCAGUAUAAUAUGUUAGAGAAUGUCAUGAGCUCUAUGGCAGGAGGAUUUGACCCCUCCUCCAACCUCUACUGCUCCCAGACUGCCCUCAUGGGCUUGGGUGGCAGUCAUGGCAACCUGCAAGACCACCUCCAGAUGAGACCCAACAUGCUGUACUCUAAUUGUGGAGGAGGAGUGCCCAACAUCAUCCUUACAGACGACUCCAAUCCCAGCCUGUCUAAGGACUUCAGCAGUGUGUUGUCCGCAGUGCCCGGGUGUUUGGACUCAGAAGGAGUUUUUCCACUGGAGGAUGAACUACGUAUCGAGCCGCUCAGUUUAGACGGACUGAGCAUGCUCAGUGACCCCGAUAUGGUCCUCCCUGACCCCUCAGUAGAGGACAGCUUUCGCAGCGACAGACUUUAAAGAGCCACAUUAUGCAUGUAUGCAUGCAUACAAGUCCAUGAUGACUAAAGCACAGAAACUAUAGCACUCAGACUUCUUUAAACCAUAAAAAGAUCUUUACAUUUUCCUAAACACAAAAGUGCAUGCAUAAACACUACAUAUUGAUAUAAAGCGAAUCGUCAUGCUCGUAUGAGUCACCCAGACGCCGUCUCUCAGUGCUCAGCAUGCUCCAUCUGCCUCCCAAGACGCCGCUCAUCACUCAGCAGAUGUGUGAAGCCAAUCUGGAUGCUUCACAUCACAUGCUUUGAUUUGUAAAGACAAUGAAACAAACAAACAUGAACCUGCCGUCUAUCCACUCCUUGUGCUGAGCGACAAUCAGAACACAGAAGCCAUAGCAAUGCCAAACUGAUGACUGGAUAAGGCUGUUGCAUUGCUGGUCUAUUUCAAAGCCAUGCAACCAAAACAAAAUGAAUGUGCUUGUUUUACACAUUGCUUUUGGAUGUUAUUUGAAGGUCACAGCAGCUUUCAGUGACGUUUCGACAGCAGCGGAAGGAUGGGACGGUCCUGAAUGCAAAGACGGUGAAAAGAUGACAAUAUGACGUGUAAUGGAACAGAAGGAGUCGACAGCCGGCCUAAUACCAGCCCAUAUUGAUGCACCAAAUGCUGUGAUACAAGACACCAGCAGGAUGGGUUGAGCUUUUCCCCUCGCCUCGCCACGCAACCCAAACUCUUUAUCAGUACCAAGACCAGAACAGGUCCUGAACCGUCUGGUUCGGGCUACUGAGUAGCAGACACAUCUAAAUUAACCAGCAGACUCUGGUGUCACUGCCUGAAGCUUGGAGCAUGCGCUAAGCUAACCGCAUGAUAAUGCUGUGAUUUUCUGACCAAUCAUCGAUCACUUUACUGGCACGUAUGUGAGCCAAAGCCACUCUUAACACGCUCAGUCCAUCCUUCAGAAUGUGGCCAGUCCCCCUUAUUCAAAUGACAGAUUGAAUUGAGUUGCACCUCUCCUCCUGCACAGUCGCGUACUAUAAAGAGAGGAGAAGUGAAGAUGAUGUGUAUAGAGCGUUAUUUUGCAUAUUUUUUGUAUACAAAGAUAAAAGAGCGCUUUGCCACAUAUAUAUGCCUCACAAUUUUCUGACUAGAAUGUAUUUUUGAAACCGAAAAAGGGCAAACUGUUUACAAAGGUAAAAUUUAAGAACUACGAAUUGUGAGUAGGCGCUGAACUUUUUAUGAUUUUUGGUAUAAGUCUAAAAGAAAAACCUUUGUAUCGUGCUGGCAUUGAUCCAGUCCAUAGUUAGUGAAGCUUUGGCUAUGCAGAUCUUUAGCACAGGACUGUCUCAGAUGGCUGGAACAAUCUAGACCAUAAAAAGGAACUAUUUUGCUUGUAUAUUUACUAUAUCUUUGUGCUUAUUUCAGAUUUUAUACAGAAUUGUAAUGCGGCUUCUGAUAUGUCCGUUGUAUUUGUACUUGUUAAUCUGUUCAUGUUCUCUCCUUUUGGAAUUUUGUUGUGGACGUCGUCUUUUGUGAAAGUUUGUUGUGAUGGUAUUUCUCACCGUUGUUCAGUAUGGGCCCUCUCUCUGCAGCUCUGAUCCUUGUGAGGGGUUUUAUGAAAAAAAAAAAAAACGUCUUUAAGAGGUUUGAUCUGUGGACGUGGAACACAUGUAUCAUUGUUAUUGCUCAUGUUGAAGUUUGCACUGAUCUGAACAAAAUUAAUCUUUUGGUUUUAAGCAGUAGUUUUAUUUUGGCGAAGAUGUCAUUUGCGAUGAGGCGAAGACGUUGUCUUUUCAGCAUGUUAUGCAUGUGAAUGCAGUAUAUUUUGUGAAUUACUAGAUUCAAAUGACCAAAUAUUUUGAGAUGAAGAAAGAUAUCUAAAUAUAGCUCAGGAAUGCUUUUUUUUUCACCAUAUCGUGAGUGGUUUUAUGCCCAUCUCUUGCCUCUUGACUGCCAGAUCCAGGUAAAAAUGUUCUAAUGUUUUAACCGAGGUCCAGAAAUCCAAAAGGCACUCUUCUCUGUGUUGUUAUCUGUGUAGCUUUCUAUUCCACUUCUGGAGGUUGGUAAUAGAAAGCAAUAACAAUGUUAUCUGUGUGCCAUGUCCAAAAUUUGUUUUGUUUUGUUUUUGCCAUGUAUUUUUGCAUUCAUCCAGGUCAUUUUAGAGUUUUGAGUUCAAAAGCAUCUUGUUGGUCAAAUCAAUUAAGUCGCUUUUACUACAAUUCAUACUUCUUUUUUUUUUUUGUGCAUUGUUUAUUGUGGUCCAAGUAGGUGAGAAGAGAAGAUGAUUGACACAAACAGAGAUUAAGGUGUGGUGACAUUAGCAACAUUUGGUGGGAAAAAAGGUCUAUUAUCAAUGGUGUAGCGAUGUAUGAAGCACAAAAGUCACUUUCAAACCAAGCAGUUUUCUGUUGUUUGCAAAAAAUCUGUGUGGCCAACUACAAACUCAACUUUUGCUGAAAUUCCCUGUUGAAAUGACUGGAUUUAGCCCAUGAAAAUUAGCCAAAUGUUGUAAAUGUGACCCCACCUUUAUAAUUUUCUAUAUUUAAGCUUUCGUAAAAAAACAAACAAAAAAAAACAUAAUAAAUCUGCUCCCCUAUGUACAAAAGGCAAAACAAGAUUGGGCUUUCACCCCUGCAGCUGCAGUUUCUUUGUUUUGUAACGUUGUUCUUUAGGUGUGUUUGCACCUGUUAUAAAAGAACAUGAUGUUUAAGAGUCAAGCAGGCAGAAGUGUUGAGAUUGUUUUGAGAAAAAAAAUCUCUUUAUAUAACUAACAUUUUUUAUCGUUUCUCGUUCUGUCAUCUCAGUUACCUCUGAAGUUUUUAUGGAUAUUAACAGUGGCAUCACAUUUUAAGAGAUGAGACGUUCUUCAGUGGUUUCAUUGGGUCUGAUGGUUUGUUUCUGUCCCAUCACUCUCUCACUCUCUCUCUCUCUCUCUCUCUGGGAGGAGGUUUUAUCUUCUCCUGCCUUAUUCUUGCUCUUGACCACUUGCUGUCCCUCUUGAGUGUACUGUGAUAACUUUUAUUUUUAUUUUCAGUUUCCAGGCCCUGUGCUCAAAUGGCUAAAAAAAGGUGUUUAUUGGCUUUUUUUAAUGUAGUCUUCAUAAUAAGAUAUUAUUAGUUUUUUUCUUUUUGUUUGUUUAUAGAAGGAAUCCUUUUUUUUCUUUUUAUGUUUUUGUUGUCUUUUUGUCACCUUUUUUUAAAAAAUUGUACAGUUAUAUUAUUUAAAAAAUAUUUUCUUGUCCACUAGUGUUACUUCCUUUUUUUUUUCUUUUUUUUUUUUGUAAUAUACCAUAUUCAAAUCUUUCUUUUUCUGAUAUUACAGAUUUACUAAACCAGUGGUUUUCAAUCCUAAACCUAGGCACCCACAUCAGCACAAAUGUUGUAUAUCUUCCUUAUUUAACACCUCUGAUUCACAUCAGCAGAAGAAAUCUAUGAGAGAUAUACCAAAUACACAGUGCUGUGAGUUUCCAGAACCCAGAUUGAAAACCUCUGUACUUUACCACAAGGCGUUUGGUUUGUGAAGUAUGUUAUAGUGCUUUCCUUUGAUUUAAUAUAAACCAAUAAAAGAUUACUGGCUCAGA
Messenger RNA from Carassius auratus (goldfish), 6777 nucleotides. Its product is annotated as CREB-regulated transcription coactivator 3-like. The coding region runs from base 1239 to 3224 and encodes 661 amino acids. Gene Ontology annotation, biological process: positive regulation of transcription by RNA polymerase II; protein homotetramerization. The record is from RefSeq and is a predicted model, not a curated record. Gene Ontology annotation, molecular function: cAMP response element binding protein binding. Gene Ontology annotation, cellular component: cytoplasm; nucleus. The transcript is spliced from 15 exons. Lineage: Eukaryota; Metazoa; Chordata; Actinopteri; Cypriniformes; Cyprinidae.